ACGGCAAAGCUGCGUACGUGCAGAACAUCUGGAAUGUUAUGAACUGGAAGACUGCUGAAGAGCGCUUCCUUGGUUCGCGUGCAGACGCUUUCAAGGUCCUCAAGGCAUCCAUCUAGACAUUUCAGGUAUCCGAAAAUGACAAGAGUUACGAUUGCUGAUUUAUAUGCGGACAUUUGCAUCCCGGUGCAACAUGCUGACGCUCGGAGUACCGUAUUGUCUUUAGUGCGGGAAACUGACCAAUCAGGUACUCUCCUGAAACAUGCUCAAAGGGACGCAUUCGCACUCAGCCCUCAAACACGCAACAAAGGUCCGUGAUUUCCAACAAUUCUUCAAGAGCGCAAGUAGCGCCUCGAUAUUAAUCUGUCAAACCCGUCGACCCAAAUUAUCCUCAUCAUCACUUUAACGUCGCUCAAGCCUUACUUCAGCCUUACUUCAGCCUUCUGUUCACGGACUAUUUGGUCACAGACCAUUAAACCUUUGAUCACAAUGUGCAAUGGCAACUCAAGUCGCGUCAGCCAGGGAGGCUCAAUCGCUGUCCUCAGGCCGACACAGCACCUGCGGCGGUCGAACACCGAUGAAAUGAUGCUUUUCUUUCACAAUCAAUUCUCUGCGUCAGGCACAAGCGUGGAAUUUCAAGGUUGGGACGAUGAUGCGCAGAAGGAGAGGCAUUGGGUCGUCAUUCACCGCGAUGGCGACCUUUCAGGUUCUGCGUCACCAGCUCAGACACCAGCAUUCUACUCAUUUCCACUAGAGUCAAGUGAUUCAUCGAUAAUGCAUCUGCCGCGAAAGUUGGACCUUGGUGUAGGUGAUGCAGGAAUCAUUGGCCGAAGGAUCUCGGUCAUGACAGGAUCAACGAAAGGCCCUUUGACGGUUGCAGAGGGCAUCGUCGGGUGGAACUAGAGUUGUGUGAUGGGCAUCAUCGGCGUUGGCGUUGGGCGUUUGUCACUUCCACAAUGAUCACUUCUGCGCUCCUUCUUCUGCACAGACACGCGAUUUCCGUUCUCAUGUCACAAAAAUGGUCUUUCCAUAUCAUCAAGUCAGACACUGCAAGCAGAGCGCGUCCUACCUCGCAUUAGACCGUGUUUCAUCACACCACGGA
This is a messenger RNA of Macroventuria anomochaeta, 1099 nucleotides long. RefSeq lists its product as uncharacterized. Lineage: Eukaryota; Fungi; Ascomycota; Dothideomycetes; Pleosporales; Didymellaceae. The record is from RefSeq and is a predicted model, not a curated record. The coding region runs from base 487 to 900 and encodes 137 amino acids. The transcript is spliced from 2 exons.